Salvelinus namaycush (lake trout) is the source of this 2238-nucleotide messenger RNA. Its product is annotated as forkhead box protein O1-A-like. Lineage: Eukaryota; Metazoa; Chordata; Actinopteri; Salmoniformes; Salmonidae. The transcript has a single exon. Gene Ontology annotation, molecular function: RNA polymerase II cis-regulatory region sequence-specific DNA binding; DNA-binding transcription factor activity, RNA polymerase II-specific. The coding region runs from base 444 to 1097 and encodes 217 amino acids. Gene Ontology annotation, biological process: regulation of transcription by RNA polymerase II. Gene Ontology annotation, cellular component: nucleus. The record is from RefSeq and is a predicted model, not a curated record.
UCACUCAAAUGUGGGUGGUAUUAGUUGACAAACGAUAGCUCCGGUAACACGGCUGUCGGGCUGUAAACUGACAUUCAACAGGCGAGAGUAAACGGAACUGCUGGGCUGAAUAAUAACUGCGACUGGAUUGUUAUAAAAACAAAAGUUCACCAAGUAGUUUUUUUUCUUCUAUUCUAACUUUUCUAUUCUAUUCGUCAACAAUCAGAAUAUCUACAUUUUUUUUUUUUCAUCGUCGACUUAGAUGUUGUUGCUGUCUCCGACUUGAUUUGUGACUUUAUAUCAAUGUAGUGUUAUCGGACGGACCGAUAUUUUUGUUCAGGUGGUCGACCACUGCCCCCUUUUCGGUUGUUUACUUGCUGGUUGCCUUCACAUCACCCGCUGUGUAUGAGUAACUUUCUCUUUACUAAUUCUAUGUGACAUUUGACGCAAUUCUAGCUACUACUAUGGCCGAGGCAGCCCAACAACCACAGCAGGUUGAGAUCGAUCCGGAUUUCGAGCCUCUCGCCCGGCCCCGCUCCUGCACGUGGCCCCUGCCGCGUCCGGAGUUCAUCACCCCGGGCGAUUCCAACACCUCCUCUCCCGCCCCUUCUGUCAAACAAGAACCCAGCAGUAACUCCGACUUCAUCUCCAGCCUCAGUUUAUUAGAAGAGACUGAAGACUACCCCGAAGAGGAUCAGAAACCCACCAUCCUCUGCAAUGAUUUCCAAUGUCAGGAAAACUGCAUCCACGACCACCACCAGCAGCAUCAGCAGCAGCAGCAGCACCCGGGGAACAGCCCCCAACUCCCGCAGCAACAGGUGCAUCUGCUCUCCUCCCCGGCCGGGUCUGCAUCUUCAGUAGCGGCUGCGGCCGCUGCAGCUGCCCAGAGGAAAAGCAGCUCAUCUCGGCGUAACGCCUGGGGCAAUAUGUCUUACGCAGACCUCAUAACUAAGGCUAUUGAGAGCACCCAGGACAAGAGGCUUACCUUGUCUCAGAUCUAUGACUGGAUGGUGAAGAACGUGCCUUAUUUCAAGGACAAGGGAGAUAGCAACAGCUCUGCUGGAUGGAAGGUAAGCUUUCAAUACAGUACAUUACAUCUGAUGAGAUUUGAGUUAUGAUUUAAAGGGCUAUAAAAAAAAAUUAUAAGGAUAUGGAGAAAUGUACCUUUAAUUGCCUAUAUAUCAAAGUUUACGUUUUUCAUCAUUUUUAAAUGAUGAUAUUGUAACGACCCUGGGAUUAUAAGCGCAUAUAUCGACUCUGCCGCUUGAACAAGCUUUUGCGGCACAGUCGAUAGCGCGCUUGACUUCGGGCUAUAGAAGGUCGAGGGUUCGAGACCCGCUCCCUGCCUGUUUCAUUACAAUAUUAACACAUGUUGUCACAUGCUAAUAACACACGUAACUAAGUAAGACCAGGUGAGGGUGACAUGCUGCUUGCCAGAAAAGGUUUAUUGUAGGAUUGGGUAUUACAGACAUGUUAAAUGCUAUCUCUUGAGGUGCAGUUGUUCAUUUCUAUCCUUAUAGCAUCAUGCUUUGUAUCAGAGGAGACAUGAUGUGCUGGUCUUGUGCACCCCAAUCAAUCAGUCACUUUGUGUCCAUUCAUUGUGUGUCCUGAUGAAACCUGUGGCUGCCAAUUGUAACCCAGUCAGCACAUGGCCACGCACGCACACACACACACACACACACACACACACACACACACACACACACACACACACACACACACACACACACACACACACACACACACACACACACACACACACAUUCCUCGUCCAACUCCGGCUGCCUCCCCCUAAUACUAUUGCACAAGAGGGUACUGGGAUUCAGACUCUGAUGGGGUGUGAUAGGCUAGCUACCCUAGCCCCUCCUCCUCUCCUCUCCCAGUAAUAUUCAAAGAAGUUAACAUACUGUGCUGUAGUUGAGACACAGCCGCUGGUCGAACUCAUGUCUCUGCCAAAGUAUGUUAGCAGCAACCCUGUCUACACUCACUGUGCCAAAACACACUAAGACCGAAUGGCAUAUGUUAUUAUUGUUAUUAUUAUUAUGUAGUUAUUAUAUGAAGACUUUAGUUAGAUUUGUAGCCUGGGUUUCUCUCCUGCUAUUCCUCCGUCAUAGCUAGAGUUUGGGUUCUGGCUCAGUCAGAGUAGAGGUAUUUCUGUAGAGGCAGGCAGGUGAUCGUGAGGUACGAGUGAGGAAAAGGGUUUGUAUAUCCGUCACGUGCUACGAUGACGAGGACACACACCUCUUUCUAACAGGAGAA